Messenger RNA from Cucurbita moschata (crookneck pumpkin), 1849 nucleotides. Its product is annotated as spermidine-binding periplasmic protein SpuE. The record is from RefSeq and is a predicted model, not a curated record. Gene Ontology annotation, cellular component: periplasmic space. Gene Ontology annotation, molecular function: polyamine binding. Gene Ontology annotation, biological process: polyamine transport. The coding region runs from base 58 to 1671 and encodes 537 amino acids. The transcript has 7 exons. Lineage: Eukaryota; Viridiplantae; Streptophyta; Magnoliopsida; Cucurbitales; Cucurbitaceae.
CAGGCCAUAAAAUAUUAAGCGGCAAGUGAUCGACAGACUCGAGCUCGCUCUAAGUGAAUGGCGGCAUUGCUGCCCUCCGGCUCAUGGCUUUCUCUGCCACUGCAAUGUGGCUGCCCGAAUCCUUCAUCUUUUUCCUCUACUUCCACUUCCAAGUACACCACCAAUUUCCGCUGUUGCUCGAUAACUCAGAUGCAUUCGCCGGAGGCGUCCGAACAAGGUAAGAUUCCGAUAAUUCCUCACACGCCACCGCUUCGCCUCGCCGCAUCUGCGGUGGUUUUUCUCGGUUUAAAUAUUGGUUUCGGCAUCGGAGCUCGAUCCUGCUCUGCGGCUCUUUCGCCGGUGCCUCCUCCGGUGGCGGAUAAUUACAACCUGGAAGAGGAGAAGGUAGUUCUGAGUGAGGAUGAGAAACUGGAGAAGAAGAAAAUGGACGAAGCAUUUGAAGAGUGGAAGUCGAAGAAGUUUGCUUUGACCGUUCCUUUGAGCGUCAUUGCGCUUCGUGAUUCUAUUCCUCCUUCUUGGAUUAAGGAGUUUAUUCAAUCACAAGGGAAGAGAUUAAAAUUCAAUGUGAAGUUCAAUGGAACUCUUGGGAGUAUUUUUUCUGAUUUAUCUGUUCCAAUUGACAAAGGCAAGGUUAAGUCUUCAUCCGUCAUGGUUGCUGAUCUUGUUAGUAUUGGCGAUUCCUGGCUCAACUUUGCAAUUAAGAAGGCGCUUAUCGAGCCCAUUCACGAUGUGGAUGACCAAGAGUGGUUUAAUAACUUAAGCACUAGAUGGAAGGUACUUCUACGCAGAAACUCCGAGGGUGAAAUAGAUCCGGGAGGUAAAAUAUGGUCGGCUCCAUAUAGAUGGGGCUGCAUGGUUAUAGCAUACAAUAAAGUCCAAUUUCGAAAGAACAACUUGGCUCCCAUGGAGGACUGGUCAGAUUUAUGGCGCCCUGAACUUCGAGGAAGGAUUUCGAUGGUCGAUUCACCUAGAGAAGUAAUUGGUGCUGUUUUAAAGUACAUGGGUGCAUCCUACAACACAAAAGACAUUAGCUCGCAAAUUCCUGGUGGCAAAGACGCCGUUCAGCAAAAUUUAACUUCACUUGCAAAACAGGUACGUUUGUUUGAUAGCACACACUAUCUGAAAGCAUUUGCGGUUGGGGACGUUUGGGUAGCUGUUGGAUGGAGUAGUGAUGUUCUUCCUGUCGUCAAACGCAUGUCGAAUAUUGCAGUGGUCGUCCCCAAGUCUGGAUCAAGCUUAUGGGCUGAUUUAUGGGCAAUUCCUGCAACCUCCAGAAUUGAGGCAGAGCCAGUUGGUGGAAGAGUUAAGGGACCCUCCCCCUUAAUCCACCAAUGGAUUGAAUUUUGCUUGCAGCCUGCUAGAGCACUGCCUUUCAAGCAGGAGGUAGUUCCCGGUGCGUCACCCGCCUCCAUAGAAGGUCCAGAGGUCGUUCCUAAAGAACUGUUUGAAGGUAAACCAAAGUUGGAUACAAACCUUAUCGGUGGCGUACCCCCGCUCGACAUCUUAGAGAAAUGUGAGUUCCUUGAGCCUUUAUCUGAGUCUACUUCGGCAGAUUUUCGAUGGUUCGCUGCGAAUAUGCAGAAAAAACCGAACCAUCGCUUGAUGGACAGAGUUCAUCAAGCUGUCUCGUCCCUUGUAGGAUUUGUUUCUCAAAUCAGCUUUAAAAACUGAACCAAAACCAGUAGGCAACCAAGUGAAUUUUGUUGUUUUGAGAGAUCUUUAAGGUCGCCUUACGUUUGAUUGAGAAUUUCAUUGAUAGUACGAAGAAUUAUAGAAAUGGCCUAUUCAGAGGAUUUAGAGAAAUGAAUGUUUUUAACUUGGUGGGGAUAUGAGUUCAGCGUUUGUUUGA